Lasiosphaeria miniovina is the source of this 1471-nucleotide messenger RNA. RefSeq lists its product as uncharacterized. Bases 386 to 1360 code for a protein of 324 amino acids. The record is from RefSeq and is a predicted model, not a curated record. NCBI's taxonomy places the organism in Eukaryota, Fungi, Ascomycota, Sordariomycetes, Sordariales, Lasiosphaeriaceae. The transcript has a single exon.
UACAUACCUAGCUAAAAGCCUUCAAUCAAACUCCUUUUGAGACUCAGUCAUGGAUACAUUGAGGCCUCCGUCACUUGCCCGCGACUUGCCGGAAGGUUGUCGCAGGCUCUCACAUUUCCUUCCGCCCCCUACGACCUGCCCACGAAACCUAUGGCAGUGCGCUGGAAAUCGGAGCCUGAUACAGUGCGCAGUCAAGCCGGCCACGAACCGCAAAGCCGCUUGGCUCCGUGGUGUUCGGCGCACUGGCAAGGCGUGGCAGCCGACCGAUCUCCCGAUUGCCCGCCGUGCCAUAGCGGGAAUUGCGACAGGCAAUAAAAUAGAGGGCAUUCGAACCAGUCGGGCUCAUGCGCGAUAGUCCCCAGAUCGUCUCUUGGCUGCCCCCUAAAUGGUCGGGGCGAGGAAAACCAACAAGCGGGGCGGCAGUAAAGACAUUGAUGACCAAAGGCCACGGAAGCGGCAGGGCGGCGAUCAGGGAAGAGCCAAUCAUGAACCGCCAUUUGCUUGCCAUUUUGCGAAGCAAGACCCAACCGGGCAUGAUUCUUGCCUGAAAUUCGGGUUCACGCGAACUCCUGACAUCUGGCAGCACUUCCGGCGCAAGCACCCUUCUGUCCCGACGCGCUGCGUCAAAUGCGGCCUGUUGUUCAGCGGGGACGAAAAGGUGCGGGAGUGGCAGGAACACGCUCGGCAGAGGGCGUGUCUCAAGCAAGAAAUCCCCUUCGUCGGCGGCAUUACCCCGGGCCAGUGGGACGAUAUUCAAGACGACCAGGAAGCCCCCGGGCCAGGGACUCCCAUGGAGCGCCGCUGGUACAGAAUCUGGGAGAUCCUCUUUCCUGAGCUGCCCCGGCCGCCUUCGCCGUAUGCUGGGUCCGGGUUCCGCGAACGCAUGGGGCACGUUUUCCAGUCUUUUAUCCAGGCGGGAGAAGUGCAAAAACUGGUAGAGGCCUCGGGCUUUGCCCCCCAGCAGCAUCGGCAGCUCAUGGACUUCUCCGCAUCGUUGUUGGGAAGUGUGCUCGCCUUCGCCCUACAGCGGGAUGUAGAGAAGGCGGGCACCGUCGGAGCAGGCGUUGAGUCGGCCAGAAAACCUUCUGCGCCGAUUAGACCACCCCCGUUGAUUACAGAUGGCAUAGGUCCACUUAUUGCCAAUCCUGGGCUGGGGUUACCGCAGCAACAGGAGAUGCUCCCGUUUGCCCCUUUUGAUAAGAUAUCCCCCCCGUUCUCUCAGAUCCAUCCGCUUUUCGAUCAGCAACAGCACAUUGCGAACCAUUCAUCAGGUUUCAACUUGUUUCCCGCUUUAGUCGAUGGCGUCGUGGAUGAAGGUCACAACUAUUUGAUUGACGGGUCUCAAAGAGGCUGGGCGUGAAAACCGACACUGGCCUUUUGCGUAGGUGGAUUAUGUACUAUUCAGGAGAGACUUAUAUAUCAGGGCUUAUAUAUCAGGCUUGUUAGCUACAUGUACUACUCUAGUUCACUA